CUGAACCGUCUCUGGUUCCUAGCCUUUGCUCUAUUGAUGUCCAGCAGCUGCCUCCAUUCGGUACUUCCCCUACGUCACGUGGACAGCCGACGAUGCGGACCCGGAAAUAACCAGCGCCUGGCCUUUCAAAUUUGAGGUGGCAUAUGGUCGCUCCUCAUUGGCUGGGACUCGAUGACGAUUCAGAUCACAGGUACCGCCCCCUCUCGCUGAUAAACAACUUUUUGAUCGCAGCAGACUAGGAAGACAAACAAGGUAGCGGCAGAUCAUCCGUGCGGGAAUAACAGCAACCUCCCAGGCAGAUCACCGGCUGGAAACAAGACUUAAAGAAUGAUCGGAAAGAUUCUUUCUCAGCUGCUCUGGAACACCGGAGAAGCCUUUGAGGCAGCAGGUGACACCAAUGAGGAGCUCCUGGAGUUUGAAGAGGAGGAAUGGGUCAUUGUUAACAUCCCAGAGAGCAGACCCAUGCCAGCUCCACAUGUGGACCCUCUUGAGAACCUGCUGAUCGAGCACCCCAGCAUGUCCGUCUACCAGAUGAGAUGCAGGAUGGGGGGAGCAGAGGAGGAGGAGGAGGAGCUAGCUUCUGAUGAAGAGGAAACCUCCAGACCCGUGGCUGUGAGACGUCACAUUUCCUGGCAUCUGGCCGCCUGGGGGAAUCCUCUGCCGUGUCUGCUGGCCGUGCAGAGGUCCAGGAGCCAGGCUGAAAGAAAGAAGCUUGGCCGCAGCAUCCUUCAAAGGCAGAACAUGACUAAGACUCAGUUCUCACCAAAGGACAAAAGAUACGGAAAUUUAAGAUGCCCUUCCCCACGCCUGUACAACUACUGAAGUGGAGCGAUCAACUUUGAGAGGAUGUGUGGGCAACGAGGCACUCUGACCUCCGCCCAAUGAUCAGCGCUGUCUGGUGGCACCAAAUGACUCAGGUUUCCACCUCAUCCCACUCUACAUACACUGCAUCACUUCAUUUAAGGUUCACUGUCUCAAAGAUGAAGUCGUUGAUCUUUGCUCUGACCCUCUGCACUGGUGCCAUCGGGUCUCAAACCACCCAAAACUAUUAACCUCAACCUGAAAACGUGCAGUCGGAACGCAUCUUUAGCUUUUCCAUGAUGCGUUAUCAAUGUCAGUUAUCUAGUACCAGCAGCUGUUUGCUUGACUUGUGUGAUGAUGGACAACAAUGUGUUGUAUUAUAUCUGUAUCUUGACAAAAAAUGUGGGUUUAUGUAUGUUGCUUUUACUGGUAGAGCUUGUGAAAGUGGAUUAUUGUGGAUUGCAGUGGGAUUGGUGCUGUGUGUUUUUGCUUGUAUUGCUUGUAUUAACCUGUAAAGUAUUCAUGUAAAAGAAAAAAAAACAUUAAAAUGAAUAAAUGCUUUUAUACUUUUUGA
Molecule: messenger RNA, 1375 nt
Organism: Fundulus heteroclitus (mummichog)
Lineage: Eukaryota; Metazoa; Chordata; Actinopteri; Cyprinodontiformes; Fundulidae
Product: tumor protein p53-inducible nuclear protein 2
Exons: 5
Coding region: 328-822 (164 amino acids)
Biological process (GO): positive regulation of DNA-templated transcription; autophagosome assembly
Cellular component (GO): nucleus; autophagosome
Source: RefSeq, a predicted model, not a curated record